CGAGAACAAAGUGUAAUUACCACGGCCCACGAUUCUGGCAUCAAUGAUCGACAGCAGUGGUGAAUCGUUCAAACGAAAAGGGAUUGAAUAAAGUUUAAAAAUGCUGUGUUAUGAUGGAAAGCUUAGUUUCUUUUGUUUUGUUGCGGCUGUUUUAAUCGCAGUACUGCCGGAGGCACUUUUAAGGUUAGAACUUAAUGUUCCUCGAGUCUAUUUCGACAAUAUCUGGCUCACACAUUUCUUCCAAUACGGAUUUCUCAAUACAUUUUUACUUCUUGCAUUUCGUGGCUUUUCUUAUCAGGUUGCCAUAAGGGCAGCUUUCCUGGGAUAUGCAUUUGGCGUAGGAAUUGUUGUGUCUCUCGUUGCACCACUUUCGUGGAAGGCAUUUGGCUUUUACAUUGUCGUAUUAACAACCUUCCAUUAUACAGAAUUCUUGAGUGUAGCAUGGAUAAAUCCAUCUACUCUUUCUACCGAUUGCUUUAUCCUGAAUCAUAGUGUAGCAUAUGGAAUAGCAGCAUGCUCCAGUUGGAUAGAAUUCAUCAUAGAAAGGCAAUACUUUCCUGUAAUGAAGGAGCCUUCCUCCACAUCAUACUUUGGUCUGAUAUUAUGCAUUUCUGGAGAGCUACUGAGAAAGCUAGCAAUGUUCACUGCCAAGCACAACUUCAAUCAUGUGGUGCAAAGUGAAAAGAGAGAUGACCAUGAAUUAGUUACCCAUGGGGUUUACAAGUUAUGUAGGCACCCAAGUUAUGUGGGUUGGUUUUACUGGUCCAUAGGAACACAGCUGAUUCUUCAGAAUCCAUUCUGUCUUGUGAUAUACACCGUGGCAUCGUGGACGUUCUUCUACGACCGCAUCUUGAUUGAAGAGAUCACUCUGCUGAAUUUCUUUGGGCAGGACUAUGUAGAGUACCAAAAGAAAAUUGGUACAGGUUUGCCUUUUAUAUCAGGCUACAAGCUCGAUUUGUAG
This is a messenger RNA of Habropoda laboriosa, 961 nucleotides long. RefSeq names its product protein-S-isoprenylcysteine O-methyltransferase (gene ste14). The record is from RefSeq and is a predicted model, not a curated record. The transcript has 3 exons. Gene Ontology annotation, molecular function: protein C-terminal S-isoprenylcysteine carboxyl O-methyltransferase activity. Gene Ontology annotation, biological process: C-terminal protein methylation. Bases 101 to 961 code for a protein of 286 amino acids. Gene Ontology annotation, cellular component: membrane; endoplasmic reticulum. NCBI's taxonomy places the organism in Eukaryota, Metazoa, Arthropoda, Insecta, Hymenoptera, Apidae.